Messenger RNA from Prunus persica (peach), 2296 nucleotides. Its product is annotated as putative pentatricopeptide repeat-containing protein At3g05240. The record is from RefSeq and is a predicted model, not a curated record. Gene Ontology annotation, molecular function: RNA binding; protein binding. The coding region runs from base 99 to 1796 and encodes 565 amino acids. NCBI's taxonomy places the organism in Eukaryota, Viridiplantae, Streptophyta, Magnoliopsida, Rosales, Rosaceae. Gene Ontology annotation, biological process: RNA modification. The transcript has a single exon.
AUUUUGCUCCUAUAGAAGCUCAGUGUUACAUUUUGCUCCUAUAUAAGCUUUUCAUUGCCCAUCAAGGUCUUUCCUUUGAAUAACAAGGCUCAUGAUUCAUGAAGAAACACUACAACACCAUUCUCUCACUGUUGGAAACAUGCAAAUCCAUGAGUGAAUUGAAACAAUUACAUGGGCUUAUGAUCACUACCUCAGUUUUUAAUAAUGUGAUCCCAUUAAGUAGGCUUGUUGAUUUUUGUGCAAAUUCUGAGGCCAGAGACCUCGUUUAUGCCAAGUCAGUUUUUCACCAAAUUAAUCAGCCUAGGGUCUAUAUCUGGAACUCCAUGAUCAGAGGCUACUCCAAUAGUGAAAACCCAGCUGAGUCUUUGAUAAUGUAUAGAGAAAUGCUGCAAAGGGGUUACGUGCCGGACAAUUUUACAUUCCCAUUUGUGCUUAAAGCGUGUUCCCUAAUCACUGUUUACCAUUAUGGAAGAUGUGUUCAUAAUUGCAUUGUGAAAACUGGGUUUGAGUUGGACAUGUAUGCCUCUACUUGUUUGCUUAGUAUGUAUGCUUCUUGUGCAGAUAUGAAUUCAGGCCUGAAAGUGUUUGAUAAUAUUCCUAAGUGGAAUGUAGUUGCUUGGACUAGUUUGAUUUCUGGGUUUGUUGGGAACAAUCAGGCUACUGAGGCUAUAAAGGUGUUUAAGGAUAUGGAACUUCAAAAUGUACAGCCUAAUGAGUUCACCAUGGUGCAUGUUGUAGUUGCUUGUGCUCGAAGUAGGGAUAUUGAUACUGGAAAGUUGGUUCACAGUCGUAUUCGCCAACUUGGGUUUGAUCCCUUUGGGUCAAGUUUCAAUUUCAAUAUAGUUCUUGCAACUGCCAUAUUAGAUAUGUAUGCAAAAUGUGGCAGCUUGAGAACUGCACGAGAUCUGUUCAACAAAAUGCCUCAGAGAAACUUGGUUACCUGGAAUUCCAUGAUUAGUGCUUAUAAUCAGUAUGGCCGGGCUGAGGAAGCAAUUGGUCUCUUUUCUGAUAUGCAGAAUGCUGGGUUUGCUCCGGAUGAAGCUACCUUUCUGGGUGUAAUAGGUGCUUGUGCGCAGUUGGGUGCUUUGGCAUUGGGACAAAGUCUUCAUUCAUAUGUAUCAAAAACUAGCAUGGGCAAAGACACAGCUAUUGGCACUGCCUUAGUGGACAUGUAUGCCAAAACUGGAGAUGCAGGAAGUGCUCAAAGAAUUUUUGACAAUCUGCAGAAGAAAGAUGUGAUGGCAUGGACUAGCAUGAUUACUGGUUUAGCUAUGCACGGGCACGGUAAGGAAGCGCUACAUGCUUUCAGAAAAAUGCAAGAGGAUGCUAGGGUUGUUCCAGACCAGAUCACUUACAUUGGGGUUUUAUGUGCAUGUAGCCAUGUUGGUCUUGUGGAGGAGGGUCAGAGACAUUUUGCCUCAAUGGUAAAUAUUUAUGGCAUAGAACCAACUGAAGAGCAUUAUUGCUGCAUGGUUGAUCUCUUGAGUCGAGCAGGCCGCUUUGAAGAGGCGGUGAGACUACUGGAAGAAAUGCCACUUCAACCCAAUGUUGCUGUAUGGGGAGCUCUCUUGAAUGGCUGCGAGAUACAUGAAAAUGUUGAUCUGGCUGACCAAGUGAGAAGACGCAUAACAGAAAUGGAACCUCAUGGUAGUGGAGUUUAUGUUCUUCUUUCAAAUAUAUACGCAAGGGCCGGUCGAUGGCAGGAAGUAAAGCUAGCUAGAGAAUUGAUGAAAGAGAGGAGGAUUGCCAAAAAUCUUGGUCAUAGUUCAGUCGAAAUGAAGUUGCUAAGUUCAUGAGUAUAUUAUAUUGAUUCAUUUCCAAAUUUAUUUUACUUAAAAGUUCCCAGAUGACAUAUUUAUCAUAUGCAUGUUUAUCUGUCAUAAUCUCAAAAGGCAAGCACAGGGCCAUUGGAGAAGGAAGCUGCAAAGAGACAUAAAAGUUACUUCCAGUGCAAUCUGCUUGCUGCCAUUGUUGGCGAUUUAGCCAACAAUGACAACGACCAGUUUGAACUGGAAGAUCAGAGCCAGCACAACGAGCAGCUUGAACUGGAAGAUCAGAGCCCGCAAACAAAACCCUUCAAGAAUAUUGCUCGCAAUUAUAUGAACAAGAAGUAUUAUAAUCUCUGUAACCCCAAUAGCAAAGAGAUUGAGAUGCCAAGCUCAAAAUCUCAAACAUUUGCAUCCACUAUUUAUAAUUGGGUCACUCUGCCCACCCAACUAAACAAUGCACAUGUUUGCUGAAGUUAUAUUAUGACCACCCAUAACUUAGUCUUCGAGAUAUAUCCAUAUCCCUUUUU